Angiostrongylus costaricensis is the source of this 336-nucleotide messenger RNA. The record is from the annotation of a GenBank genome assembly. Lineage: Eukaryota; Metazoa; Nematoda; Chromadorea; Rhabditida; Metastrongylidae.
AUGACUGAUGACUACGCCGUGUCGUGGAGCACGGCAAUGCCGGAAGCCAUCCCAGUCCUCUUGCCCGUUCCACACGGUCUGGAGAAAUGCAGCACAGUACAUCUAUUACCAUCUCUUGAUAAAAAUAAUCAAUCGACAGAUGAAACAAUCAUCUUUAUGACUGAUGACUACGCUGUGCCGUGGAGCACGUCAAUGCCCACACUACACCUGUUACCAUCUGAUCAUCAAAAGAAGCAAUCGGUAGAUGAAGAAGUCAUCUUUAUGACUGGUGAGUACGCUGUGCAGUGGAACACGGCAAUACCGUUAUCGAACCCUUGCUUCUUGCCAGUAUUAUAA